AUUGACAAAUUUUUAAUUACUUUUUUAAAACAAUAAAAUUUUAAGUUUAAAAAUUUAAAUUAGUGGAAUUAAAUUUAGUGUGAAAUCUUUAAAUUAUUUAAAUUUGAAACGAAAUUAUGAGUAUACGUGGACGUAGUCGAUCUCGCAGUGGUAGUGGCAGAGGAAAGCGCUGUAUGCGACCGGGUCCUAUAACCAAAAAUGGUUAUCUAAACUUCCUUAGAGAAUAUCGGAAAGCAUGCUGUGGCAUGACCCCUCAAGAAACCAUAAUACGUGGGGCCCAACAAUGGAAUAAGUUGUCGGAAAAGGAGAAGGAAAAGUAUAAUAGGAUGAGUAAACCUCGUCGCCGCCGCCGUCGUGGCUCAAGUGCCAAACGUUGCAUGCGGCCCGGUCCUGUAACCAAUAAUGGUUAUUUAAACUUUUUACGUGAUUAUCGUAAACAAUGUUGUGGAAUGUCACCUACGGAAACCAUAAGACGUGGCGCUCAACAAUGGUUAAAGCUUUCGGAAGAAGAAAAAAGAAAAGUAUAACCGUUUGGCCAGACGUCGUAGUAGAAGUGGAAGUCGAGGUCGAAGACGCGUGUGUUAAAGACAAAUUGUAUUUGUUAUUAAGUUGUCCGAAGAAUUAGUGAUGUUUGUUAACAGAAUUAUUUUGAAAUAAUAAAAUUUUCGAACUAGA
Molecule: messenger RNA, 675 nt
Organism: Lucilia sericata (common green bottle fly)
Lineage: Eukaryota; Metazoa; Arthropoda; Insecta; Diptera; Calliphoridae
Product: protamine-like
Exons: 4
Coding region: 117-527 (136 amino acids)
Biological process (GO): sperm DNA condensation; spermatogenesis
Source: RefSeq, a predicted model, not a curated record